Molecule: messenger RNA, 2652 nt
Organism: Podospora bellae-mahoneyi
Lineage: Eukaryota; Fungi; Ascomycota; Sordariomycetes; Sordariales; Podosporaceae
Exons: 3
Coding region: 176-1486 (436 amino acids)
Biological process (GO): regulation of transcription by RNA polymerase II
Molecular function (GO): DNA-binding transcription activator activity, RNA polymerase II-specific; zinc ion binding
Source: RefSeq, a predicted model, not a curated record
CCUUUAAUGUGGUCGUGCUGACCAAACCCUUGAAGAGCGUCGAGUCCACGACAACCCCAGCCGCAUCAUCAAAAGGGGAGAAUGUCCAAGGCCGACUUUUUAUAACACUCUUUUUAUGUAAAGAAUUUGAGAAUAUACCCUUGAUCAAGAGCCACUUGUGCAUCGUCAAACAAGGAUGGACAACCACCACCCAUCACCAACCUCUAACCACUGGGUUCCCUGCUCGACAUGUUCCCCUGGGGGUGUCCCCGAAUCAGCAGAAGACUCAUCCGGGCCAGAGACAGCACCGGUAUCAACCCCACAUACCGGCACACCCCACGCCAAAGAACCAGGAACCCGAGCCCGCCGAAGGCCAAUCCCGCGAAAGGGACACACAAAGUCCCGGCUGGGUUGCUUCCACUGCAAGAGGCGAAAGGUCAAAUGCCAGGAGACGAUCCCCUCCUGCUCGAACUGCGCGAGGGUCGGACUGGUGUGUGAGUACCCUGAGCGGCCGAGAAUGGCGUCGGCGUUUUCGGCUUCGGUGAUAACGGUGGUCCCAACGAACAGCUUGCAGUCAUCGACGACUACAGUGUUUACGCAGGAGGAUAUGAGGUAUUUUCAUCACUUUUUGGUGACUGCGUACCCGCCUUUGCCGAUACAGGGGGAUCAGAUUUGGAUGCAGACGGCGUGUUUGUCGCAUAGCUAUGAUUAUCUUAUGCAUGCCAUGCUUGGGCUGGCGGCGUCACAUCUUGAUUUGCAUGGGGGGAAUUGCUCUUCGCAAGCGCUGGCUCACCGUGUCAAGGCGAUACAGUCUCUUAACAACAGUUUGAGUAAGCCUUGCUCUUCACAGGCUGAGGGGGAUGCGAGGUUUGCUGCUAUGAUGGCUUUGGCGUUUCAAGCGAGCUGUAUGGCUGAGGGUAUGCCUGAGUUUCUCGCCAUGUCUAGGGGGUGUCAUAUUAUUGCAAAUACCGCUAUGGGCAGCAUGAAGAACUCGUUGUUCCGUGAGUUUACACAGGAAGGGUACUGUGAUAGCGUCCGACGAGUCAUUGGGAUCGUUCCCUUGGAUUUGAGCGAGGAUGAGGAGAUUCUCAUUGGUGACUUUUUGAAGUCUCUGAGGGCACUCGGACCUCUGUGUAAGAGCCCGUUGGAGGUUAAGUUCUUGGCUUCAACAGAGGCGAUUGCAAAAGCUGCCAGGACGUCGGCGUCAGAAGCCUUUUCUCAGUUUGCCGCCCUGUAUUCCUUAUUCAACCACUCCAGCAAUGAAGAGUUCGCCCCCUUUAUCGACCCCAACAACCAUCCAGCCCAACUGCUCUUCAUCCACUUUGUUCUCAUCGAGUUUGCCAUCGGGCACAUUGCUCUCACUACCUGCAACAAAGGUGGGCGUUUUGCCUAUCGAAAAAGAACCUGCAUUGCCUGGAUGGAGAAGCUUGCUGCCGGGCUGCCUGUCGAGUACGAAAAAUACGCAGAGUGGCCGAUGAAUUAUGUCAGGAGGCUAGCUGCUCGCUAGGUGAACGGCCAUCUCUUGACAACAACCUCACGCCUGAGUGUCACUUCCCCCCUCACUCUUCUCUCCCUCUGUCACCUCCCCCCUCUUCAAGCAAGCCCCCGGGUGCCAAACACAAAAUAGCCCUAUCGCCAGUAGCAUCCCCGUCCCCUCAAACACCCAAAACAACCACUCAUUUCGAAAAGCAUACCCGUCAAUCCCUUCCACGAACUCGACCAGCCGGUAAAUGCACCUCACCUAGGUAUUAUCCAUGAUUAGCACCCUCCCUCCCUUUCCCCAACCAACAUCUCCAGUCAGUUGAAGUACUCACGAAAAUCAACCCACUCGACACCCAAACCGCCACCAGCAACCCCCCCCAACCUCCCCCCUUGCUCCCCAGCUGUUUCACCAGAAAAGUAAACCUCCCCAGAACCAAAAGAAAAACCCCCACUCCCGCAACCUGCACUGCCAGCCCAGCAACAAGCACGUCAACUCCCGAUAAUGCCUUCAGUCCAGUCCAGUUCGCCGACGCGGCGAUGGAGGUCCCAGACCCCUGGAUCGCAGCGGCGAGGAUGUCGAACCCGACGAAGAGGCGGGUUAUGAAGCGGGUGGGGAUCUUGAGGAGGGUGUGCCGGGUGGGGAGGGAGUGGGAGAUCAGCCGGCCGAGGAGGAGGUAGUUCCCUGCGGCAAAGAGGAGGGGGGCGAGGACGUGGAGGGUGAGGGUUGCUAUGAAGGCGGCCUUUUUUUGGGUUAGAAAUUAGAGACAAGAAGAAGGGAUGAGCGGGGUUGAGAGGAAGGGUUGGGCUGUGUUCGUGGGUUGGAAGGGGGUCUAUAGGAGGGGGGCGUACAAUGUUCCCCUGGUUCUUGACCGAGUAUAUCCUCAUCGCGUAGCCUGCCACUUCCAGCAAAGCACCAAGAGGGAAGACGGUCAUGUACCAGGUCUUGUACCGGUGAAAGGUGAGGUAGGUGAUGUAGAGACAGGCGAAGAAAUAGAGGAUCAGAAAGAGGAUGGCAGGCGGCAGGGAAGGGGAGUACAUCCAGACGGAGCCCUUUUGGAAGACUUGGGUGGUGGGUAUUUUGGCCAUUUUGACGGCUCCCUACGAGAAAAGGGGGAGACUUGCAUUAAUGGAAAGGAUCAGGCAAUGCAUUGAGAGAAGAGGGCGCUAUAUACACGGGCAUGUGUGUUGACA